GGGCCGGAGGAGGUUUCUCGUUUCUCGGGGCGUCUGUAUGUGUGUUUCGGGGGACUAAGGGGUACGCGGGGGACGAAAGAGUACCGGCCAUGGCAGCAGCGGAGGAGGAGGACGGGGGCCCCGAAGGGCCAAACCGCGAGCGGGGCGGGGCGGGCGCGACCUUCGAAUGUAAUAUAUGUUUGGAGACUGCUCGGGAAGCUGUGGUCAGUGUGUGUGGCCACCUGUACUGUUGGCCCUGUCUUCAUCAGUGGUUGGAGACACGGCCAGAGCGGCAAGAGUGCCCAGUGUGCAAAGCUGGGAUCAGCAGAGAAAACGUUGUCCCUCUUUAUGGGCGAGGGAGCCAGAAACCCCAGGAUCCCAGAUUGAAAACCCCACCCCGCCCACAGGGCCAGCGACCCGCUCCAGAGAGCAGAGGGGGAUUCCAGCCAUUUGGUGAUACUGGGGGCUUUCACUUCUCAUUUGGUGUCGGUGCUUUUCCCUUUGGCUUUUUCACCACCGUCUUCAAUACCCAUGAACCAUUCCGUCGGGGUACAGGUGUGGAUCUGGGACAGGGUCACCCGGCCUCCAGCUGGCAGGACUCCCUCUUCCUGUUUCUCGCCAUCUUCUUCUUUUUCUGGCUGCUCAGUAUUUGAGCCAUGUCUCCUUCCUGCCCACCACCAGCCAGAGGAGAAUCAGUAUUGGGGGUCCCUGCUGACCCUUCCUUACUCCUGGACCCUCCCCACCCAAGCCCUUCAUUUCUGUUGGCUAAGGCCAACCCUGGCCACUUUCCACAAGGAUGUGUGGAGGAGGAGUGACAUCUGUGCAUAGGAUAGGAGAACCUGUGCUCUGAACUGCUCCCUCAGUAGCGUCAUAACUCCCAGCUCUGGGAGAGGAGGAUGGACUGAAGACAGUGUCUGUCUCUCCUCUCUCCCGAUCCUUUGCUUUCCACCAUAUUUCUUGAUUUGAUGUUGAAAGGUGGGCAAGGCUCCCUCUGACUCUUCUCCCAUGUUCCCCUUGAUUUAAUUUAAUUUUUCUCUCCCCAGUGUCUAAUGUGGGUCCUGACUCUCAAGUGCUUCCCUCCCCUCACUACCUCCUUUAUGAUAAAUUCAAUAAACAUGAUGAGAUGUAUUCAC
Messenger RNA from Budorcas taxicolor (takin), 1112 nucleotides. RefSeq names its product ring finger protein 5 (gene RNF5). Gene Ontology annotation, biological process: ubiquitin-dependent protein catabolic process. The record is from RefSeq and is a predicted model, not a curated record. Bases 90 to 632 code for a protein of 180 amino acids. Lineage: Eukaryota; Metazoa; Chordata; Mammalia; Artiodactyla; Bovidae. The transcript has 6 exons. Gene Ontology annotation, cellular component: endoplasmic reticulum. Gene Ontology annotation, molecular function: ubiquitin protein ligase activity; ubiquitin-like protein conjugating enzyme binding.